Molecule: messenger RNA, 5286 nt
Organism: Anastrepha ludens (Mexican fruit fly)
Lineage: Eukaryota; Metazoa; Arthropoda; Insecta; Diptera; Tephritidae
Gene: Zcchc7
Exons: 7
Coding region: 152-5173 (1673 amino acids)
Molecular function (GO): nucleic acid binding; zinc ion binding
Source: RefSeq, a predicted model, not a curated record
GUUAUUCAUUUGUCAUUGCACGAGUGGACCAUAAAUACAAUACCAAAGUAUAGGUCCGUAAAAUAUUUGCGAAGCUAUAAGUGAAGAGAAAAUUAACAAUCAGGAACCAGUACCGACAUAUUUCAAUGAUAGAAAUAAAAUCAUACCACAAAUGGACGAGGUUGAUAUAGAUGGAGAAGAUUUCAAUGAGCUCGAGGCUAGGCUCUACGGACAAAUACAUCAUGAGGCCGUGGAUGCCACAACGGUGGACGUAAACAACACGACAGAAAUCCAAGCAGAAGGAAAGGUUAGCGUAGAACGUAUUGUUACUGAAAAAAGUGUUGUGAAUAGACCUGCUAAAACACAUCGUGUGCCCGAUACCCGCUACUGGGCAAAUAGCUUAAACACUUCCAAGCUAACUAAUAAGCCCUCAGAAACAAAACAUGAAGCAACCGUUAGCAAUGAUAUCAAUCUCAAUAGAAACAUAACUGAUAAUGAGAAAUUAUCAAAAAAUUUUACCUUGGAGACAAAUGAAAGCGGUGUCAGGACAAAUGAGAAUAAUGCAGAAGUUAUUUGCAAAAAUGAAAGUCAGUCGCCUAACAUUGGUAAAGUUAAAAAAUCGGAACCACUACAACCACAAAAAUCUGAGACAAAUAACACUCCCGGUAAUAACUUGCGAAUAAACCCGACUGCAGUAGUUAAAAAUUCAAAGCUAAAUUUAAAAAAGAAAAAACAGGAACAAGUGCAGCGAAAUGGGCCUUUUAUGCAAAAAGAGACAAAGCUGCAAAAAGCACUUUUGUUACAAGCAAAGAAAAAAAAAUCUGAAAAUGUUCGUAACAAAAAGCUUAAACAAAAACCGGAAUUAGUAAGUAUUGUAUUGGAUUCGUCGUCAGAUGGUGAUGGUGAAACAAAUAAAUCUGACGAUGAUGUAGUUUUAAUACCGGCGAAGCCUCCACCUACAAUCACACUAUCUGACAGCGAUAAUGAAUGUAGCGCAUUUCAACUGGAAGAGAAUGCCAUGGAUUCUUGUGAUGUCGUAUUUGAUAACAAAAUAUCUAAAUCAACCUUUAUUAAACCAAAUGAAGUUCGUAGCAAUGUGACAAAAGAUGCAUCGAGUAGGUGUGCAUCACCAUGUUCUGUGCUAUCAUCAGAUGACUUCAUUGGCCAGACCGACCGAAGCCGUUUACUUGAAGACAAUUGUAUGGCGGAUGAUCAAGAUCUAGUGCUGCUGACUGCUGAUGUUGACAGUGUAAUGCAACCGCCUAAGAGUCAGUCAAACAAUUUGAAACAAGCUAACCCGGUAGCCAAGAAUUCCGCCCCCGAUGAAGUUAUAUGUACAGCUGAAUUUACGGCACCGUUGUCAACAUCGACAAUUGCGGCAGUAACUGAAAGUAUCCAUACAUUGCAAAGCCAAAAUAAAGAGCGGGAAAAUUAUUGUGUAGAUCAGACGGAAUUUAGAGCGAUGGAUGUAUAUGAAAGCGAAUCUGAUAUAACUGACAGUGUGUACUCCAAAGGCACAAAUCGAGUCAGAACCAUUAUUAACGCAGUUGACACCAGCUCCGAGGAAGAUGAUGUACAACAAACCUCAUCCAGUCAAAAGGUGAAGCGCUUCUGCAAGCGACGAACCUCCAGUAGCAAUCGCGGCUCUGAUGCACAUAACGACGAUGCGAGCACGGAUGAUGAUAUGGACGAUGGUGUAUCGAAAACGGGGGUGCCAUUUAUUUUACGUGGUAAUGCUGUUGAGCGUAACAAUAAAAAGCUACGCAAAAGUAUAAAACCAUUAAACACCCGACGAGUUUCAGCUCGUGGUGUCGGUAAUACAUCUGGGAAAAUGUCCGACACUGAAUUUAUAGCCACAUUGAACAGCUUGGUGCAAGGGCGUGAAGACGAACCAAACAAGGAAACAGGUGAAGAAAAGGGCGCACAGGAUGAAUCUGGGGACGAUAUGCUGCCGAAUAAUAAUACUCAAUGCGAUACUGUCGCUGAAGAAAAACUAUUAUCACCGUUAGCCAGUGAUCAAGAAAGUUUACAGUCAGUGGAAAUUGUAGAAAAAACUGCGCUACCAGCAUCUUUUGCUCAGGCAGUUCCUGACGAUGCUGUGACUGGAUUGGAUAAGAUCUUUGAUUCCAUUGAUAAUAUGCCCGAAACGACAUUCAAUAAAAAUGAAAAUGAGUACGAAUAUAGCUCAGACGAUGAAGUCGAAGUUAUUCAGCCACCUGUGCAAAUAUCUACGAAUGCUGAACAAAUAGAAAACCAACACGCUUUACCCAUUCGCCAUAUUGUUUAUAAUGAGCAGAAUUUACAGCAGAGCGGUUUGGGCUGGAAUGAAGAAAUGGUAAAAUUUUAUAAUUUCUCUUGGCAUGGAGAACGUUUUACGCUGGUCGGAUUACAAAAUGGAAUGGAAAGGGAUCCUAAACUGUGGAAAAUUUACUCAGAAGAUCGUUUUCCCAAGUCGCGUCCUUAUAGCAACUUGAAAUGCUACAAUUGCUGUGAGUUCGGACAUGUGCGCGCUAAAUGUCGACGUCCAAAAAAGCCGCCUAUUUGUUAUAUGUGCGGCGAAAGCGGUCAUUUUGAGCCCCGUUGCCCAAACACAAUUUGUCUAAGGUGCGGAAAUAAAACUCAAGUGUUUACGAAAAGCUGCAAUGCUUGCACAUUCCAAAAUCGACUUAUUUGUCCCAUUUGUAAAGUUCGUGGACACUCCAUAAACCUCUGUCCAGACAAAUGGCGUCGCUACCACUCAACGACCCAACCGAAUGCGUACCCAAACAGCGAAAUAGAGUUUAACAAGCGCAAGAUGUGUUGCGUUUGUGGUGCUAAUGGACAUUUUUCCGACACCUGCCGCAGCGCUUUACGCUUUAUGCAAUAUCCAGUUAUCGUGAGCCAUGUCAAAUCUCAUCAAAAAUCAUACAGCGAUUUGUUAUUGAAAUCGCCCCACACUGGAAUCGCUCUUAAUCUGCUGUACAAGCCUAGAGAUGCAGCUGUAUUUCAAAUGGCUAAGAAAACCACACCAAAUGGUUACUAUGCACGCUUCUUAAAAGCAGUGGGACUUGGCAACUUGCUUAGACGUAAGCGAACUAGCAAAUGUUUGGCAGCACCCGAAAAGCCGUCAAAGCAAGCUCGAAGUCUCUCGGAACAUGUUGAGCGGAACACUUGUGGUAUGGGCACCCCGUCUACCAAAGGCAAUGUGGGUAACCGGAAUAUAGCACCAACAGCAGAAGUGGCGCCAAAUCAGGUGCAGGAGGUGAGUGGCAGCGUGACCAUAGCCGAGGCAGUCACAUCCGAUGGCCUUGAUGUUAGUGCUGCAGAAGUUAUGAACACAGAAUGUACCAGCAAUACAAGUGAAAAUGACACAAACAAUGUGAAACAAGCGGAUGCUGAUAAGCCUGUCACUGACAGUGGUACUGAAUUCAAAGCUCCAAGCGAUGCACCAACCUCAACUAUUUCGCAUCAAUUAUCGCAGAACAAAGAUAACCUAACGGUAGAUUCAGACUCAAAUUACAGUUUCUCGGAUCAUUUUGCAAUACCGCUGGAUGAUAUUGCAUCAAAGGGGGAAAUGAUUUCAGAUGAAUCUGCAUUAGAUGCACAACCAUCAACAUCUGCAGCAGCUAAGAGCUUAGAAAUGGAAAAACGUGUACGUGAAAUGGAUCCUUUGCCCGACUUCAUACCAUUGAUGGACAGCAGUGAUGUGAACACGGAUAAAACGGACAUGGACAAAAACUUUGACACGGCGAUAGGCAUUUCUAGAUGUUUUGUUACUACAGAAACGGAUGAUGAAAAUGAAAGCAAUGAUGCAGAAAAGCCCGAUGCGCCAUGUGAAGCAAAGAUAUAUCUCACUAAUUUCCACAGCAAUUAUUUGCUUACGCCUGCUGGGCACGAAUUCUUGGUACACAACUCCAAAGAGUGUAAUAUUACAGCGAGACUCGACUGGACAUCUGUUGGUCACGUUUUGGUUAUAUUUGGACUACCCAGUGACCAGGACACAUUUCACAAUGCAUUGAUUCAAAAAUGUCGCGAAUUAAUGGAUCACAUGAACAACAGGCAAUUAAGUAGCAUUAAGGUGCCUAAGCGCAUAGACGCAUUGAUUCGGUUUCUUCGUGAAAACCUAUCUCAACUGCAGAGCGAUUUGGGCGAUGUAAAUGACUUGCAGAAGCGCAUUAUGAAUCUGGAGAAAACGCAUACUAAAGCGAAUAUGAAAUUGGCGGAAAAGUUCCGACGUUUGCUUAAUAUGAUAUUGGUGGGUCAAGCUGGUCUGUGUGAUGGCGACAAGUACUUGGAUAAGCUUUUAGUUAACUUAAAAUCGCUUAUUAAUGAUUAUCAGUCUCAAAAUAUGGUACCGCAGUCGCUACGCGAAGAGAUUGAUUCACACUCCAAGAUGAUAUUUACUUCGUAUCGGCAUGAAAAUUAUCCAGAACUUAUACAAACAUACAACAGGAUGUCGAAAAGUCGAAAACUCAGUUUAAGUAUAGAUCCAUUGCUGUUGGGCGAGAAAAUGCUAGACGUAAUUCUAACAGCCGAACAGAGGGCACGACUUGAACAACCACAAACUGCAACAGGUGCAGUACUACAGAUGAAUCAAACAUCGUCGGCAAAGGAAUCUACCGACAACGAAUCUAAUGCACCGAGUUCAAACAACUCCAAAUUGGGCAAUAAGCAAAAGGAUUUGUGGCAACAGUCGCAGCCAUCGAAACAAAGCCAGCAACCAUUGUUAAAGAGCAAAAAUAGCACACCAAAUGCUACACCAAAUCAGAGUUUAUCAGAAAUUGUUAGCACACGCGCUAAAUCCUCGGCAUCUACACCAACAAAGAGACAAACUGUUGCAUCACCACCAUUUAUAAACCCACAACAAAAGUCAACAGUUCCUACAAAAGUCAAGGAAUCUGUUCAGCAUCGACAGUCUGCACUUGAUGAUAUACUAAAUUAUGAUGUAAGUCCCUCAGCUGGAGGCAAUUUUAAAAUCCAGACCCAAUCUCCAAGCGGCACAGGCAAUGCCAAACGAGCUCCUUCCAAGGGCCCGUCGGUAUUUUGGUCACGCGAAUCAAUGCGCUAUUUAGAUGUAUGCAUUCAGAUGGCCGAAUCGAAUACAGAGUUAUUGUUAAAGCUGCAACGCAUACAGACCAAAGCGGCAGAGGGGGCACUGUCAUAUAAUGACUAUCGCGCCGUUAUCAAAUUACAUGGUGCUAUGGUGGGGUAUUAAAAUUUAAGAAACUGGCUUAACGGACAUUGAAACAAGGACGAUGAUGAUGACGAAGAGAUGAAAAAAGAAAAAGAGAGAAUAAAUUCACAUUUUAUUUUUUAGAUGUACAAAAA